CUCGGCCCUUUCCACCAUCAAAACACAAGCAGCUAGCCAGCAAACGCACAUACUACAAGGUUUCUUGUUAGCUUCUGCCGCUGGUACUACAUUGUGUGACGCGAUCGAGCUGAGAUAAUGGCCGCCGCCGGAGCAGCUGCACUUCUUGCCCUCCUCGCCGCGCUUGUUGUCGUCGUCACGCAUUCCGGCGCAAGCGCACUGCCGGCGGUGGUGAACAACCACACCUCCGCCGCCCGCCAACUCCGCGGUCGUUCCGGCGGCUGGCAGAUGGCCAAGGCCACCUGGUACGGCGCGCCCUACGGCGCCGGCCCCGACGACAACGGCGGCGCGUGCGGGUUCAAGAACACCAACCAGUACCCGUUCAUGUCCAUGACGUCGUGCGGCAACCAGCCCUUGUUCCAGGACGGCCAGGGCUGCGGCGCAUGCUACCAGAUCAGGUGCACCGCUAAAAACAACCCAGCCUGCUCCGGCGAGGUGAAGACGGUGAUGAUCACGGACAUGAACUACUACCCGGUGGCGAGGUACCACUUCGACCUGAGCGGCACGGCGUUCGGGUCCAUGGCGAGGCCGGGGCUCAACGACAAGCUCCGGCACGCGGGCAUCAUCGACAUCCAGUUCAGGAGGGUGGCCUGCAACAACCGGGGGCUCACCGUCAACUUCCACGUGCAGGCCGGCUCCAACCCCAACUACCUGGCGGUGCUGGUGGAGUACGCCAACAAGGCCGGCACCGUGGUGCAGAUGGACGCCAUGGAGGCCAACUCCGGCCACUGGAUGCCCAUGCGCCGCUCCUGGGGGUCCGUCUGGCGGCUCGACUCCUACCGCGCGCUCAGGGGCCCCUUCUCCAUGCGCAUCCGCAGCGAGAACGGCAGGACGCUGGUGGCCAACAAUGUCAUCCCGGCAAACUGGAGGGCCAACACCGACUACCGCUCCUACGUCCAGUUCACUUAAGCGACCACAUAAUUAUUAACCCAUCAUCAUCACUGGUAUAUAUGAUUAAUCAUAUACAAGGUGGUGCUAAGGUUGGUUAUUUAUUUGGGAGUAGUAGAGUGUAUUGUGUGAUUAUUGCAAAUUCUUUUUGGUUUUUGCAAUGGGUUCGGCGAGUUUUUCCGUGUUGUCAUUGUGUGUAUCUGAGGCGCGUCGGAAAUGGAGGAGGCAAAGUGUUAUACAUACAUGUUGUCUCCCGCCUACCGUCCAAACUCCAAUGUUUGUACAACAAGUAGGUACGGUGCAUACAAUGUGUGACCAAAUCAGGGGGGCUAUGUAUGCAUCAAGUCAUGGUCAGCAAAUACAUUUCUGAUUAUUCCAGUAUA
Molecule: messenger RNA, 1310 nt
Organism: Sorghum bicolor (sorghum)
Lineage: Eukaryota; Viridiplantae; Streptophyta; Magnoliopsida; Poales; Poaceae
Product: expansin-B2
Exons: 3
Coding region: 118-948 (276 amino acids)
Biological process (GO): sexual reproduction
Cellular component (GO): extracellular region
Source: RefSeq, a predicted model, not a curated record